This is a messenger RNA of Solanum pennellii, 643 nucleotides long. RefSeq lists its product as uncharacterized. Bases 102 to 566 code for a protein of 154 amino acids. The record is from RefSeq and is a predicted model, not a curated record. NCBI's taxonomy places the organism in Eukaryota, Viridiplantae, Streptophyta, Magnoliopsida, Solanales, Solanaceae. The transcript has a single exon.
CAAAGUGCUUAAAGAGGUCAAAAUCCUAAUUUUAGCUAAAUAAAAAAAAAACCUUUUUGUUUGAUUCCUCUCCAUUUACCUUGAGCCUCUAAUCAAUUUUCAUGGCAAUUUCAAUGUACAUAUCCCCCUCCUAUUCACCACCAAUCCUACAAAACCCCUCAAUCUCCAAAACCCAUUUCCCUUUUUCCCCAAUUCACACCCCCAAAUCAAAGAUUUGCCCUAAAAGAAAGCACUUCAUUGUUUUUGCAGCUGAAAAUGGGAGCAACAAUACUGAAAAGCAAGAAAAUGGGUUGAAAAACAAUGGUUUCAGCAAUGGGAAUGGAAGUAACAAUAAUGGUAAUGGUGAUGGUGGAGGAAAACCCAGAUUGAAUUUGAGAUGGAUGGAUCUUUUGUUGGAUCCUGACCCGGAUAAUAUUGUGGCAGUUGGGUUAACGGGUCUGUUAACAUGGGCUAGUGUAAGUAUAUUGUGGCAGUUGUUUGUGAUUGCUUUGGCUAUUCUUCUUGCUGCUCUUAAGUACUCUUUUAUUGCUGCUCUUUUAAUUUUCAUUCUUAUUACUCUGCUUUAGCUAUUUUAGUGUAAAGAUAGUAUUUUUGUUUUGUUUAGCUUGAAAUUGGUUAUAUACUAAAGUUCCUUUUUUUAUCA